UGGAGGCAGUCGCUGUGUGUUGUCCGAAGCGUGCACUGUUUUACGAAACUUACACACAUUACGAAUAAAAAAAAAUCUCUAAACAUUUGUGAAUUAAAACGCAAUGGUGAUGAAGGGGGAUCGAAAGUCAAACUUUCCUCGAGAGUACGAGCGCUGGGAAGCAGAUGGCGCCACCUGGAUUAUUCAGGAUCUGCCGCCAGAAGACGAUGAGAAAUUUAUUGAAAUACUGGUUGACCAUCUCAGCACGGAUGAAGUUCUCUGUUCUAUUACACGUCUUGCCGAACACCCGGAAAGCGUGAAGGGUAUCAGUGAUUUCUGGCGAGUGUGUCUCGCUGAGCGGACGAGUAUCGCUUGCUACAGAGAGGACGACGGAGUGCGGACCCUGGCGGGGGGGAACUGUUGUGUUUUAGCGAAAAAGGACGAUAAACCGUCUAUCGAGAUACAAGGAGACGAAUGGAAUACGGUCUACGACGGUCUAAAGUUUGCAGAGGACAAACGCGAUCCUUUUGAAUACUUAGGUGAAGACAAGCUACUGGUCGGCUACGGUUUGGUUGUACGUCGGGAGUUCAGGGGCGCUAGGCUAGGCGCCCGGAUACUCAACGCCAGAGAACCUCUUUGCAAACAACUGGGAGUGAAAGCUGCAUCAACAGUAUUUACGGGCAUAUCAUCACAGAAGCUAGCCGCAAGGUGUGGGUACAAAGUGAUAGCGGAAGCCACGGUUCACGAAAUGUCACAAGCAGGAUUAAAGUACCCCAAAGACGACCAAAGAUCGAUCAAAUUGAUGGUCAAGAAAUUCGAAUAACAAUUUCAGAAAUCCCAAAUUUACAAGCCGCUUUAGAUUUUAUUUCAUCAUCAGCUCACUACACAUCCCCACUGAGGGGC
Papilio machaon (common yellow swallowtail) is the source of this 882-nucleotide messenger RNA. RefSeq lists its product as uncharacterized. The coding region runs from base 104 to 802 and encodes 232 amino acids. The transcript is spliced from 5 exons. The record is from RefSeq and is a predicted model, not a curated record. Lineage: Eukaryota; Metazoa; Arthropoda; Insecta; Lepidoptera; Papilionidae. Gene Ontology annotation, molecular function: N-acetyltransferase activity.